AAUAAAAAUGCUUCUAUACGAUGUUUUUUAACUUUUUGUCGAUAGUUACAAACUUUAAUCUCUGUUGUGUUUUUCUCAUUUUGUGUUUUUUGUUUUCCAUAUACCAACCCAAAUGGAAAUGAGUAAAAUGGUAUAUAUUAAAAACGUUAAAAAUUAUGUAACCGGUAAAAGAAAGUGUUUCAGACCCUAUGAAGUAUACAACAUUCUUAUUAAGUAGAAACUGCAAAAUCUGUCUAGGUCAUGCUUGAUCCAUAAUUUUGUAUAAAUGUAAAUUAAAUAAAUUCAUUUAAAAAUUGUAAUGACUUGUGUGCUAGCUCAGCGUGCCGGUCCUUAGCUUCUCCGCCCCGAAUUUUGACUGAGUAAUGGGUAUUUGAUAGUCGACGUUACUCGCGUAUCGCGUUGUCCCUUGCUUUUGUUUAUGAUCAACAUUUUGACAGCUGAACGAAGUAAUUUGUCAACGUCACGCACUUCCAUUUUGCUACUUUCGGAGUUUCCCAGGCUGUCUGGAAGUUAGUUGCGCCAUGUCCUGCCUCAAGAGCGUUCUGCAGCUGCUGCAAGUGCUGACAACGCUUUCGGGUUGCAACAUCUACAAAUACGUCGAAGGCAGGCGGGUAUUCAUAGUGAACCGGAAGAUUGAUUUUCUGGUGGGGGCGGUGCAGAGAUUCUGGCUGAGGCCGUAUCUGCUGAUAACCUUCCUGAUGCACUUUGUAUUCUGGUUGCUGCAGUUUCGCGAGGGACUGACGGAUCUAACGCCUGGGAGUGAGAAGCCACUGCAGCUCAUAUACACAAUAGGACUGACAGUUGCCAAAUAUCAGAAUGUAUUAAUAAGCACGGGAAUUGCCUAUCACUACAGGCAUCAUCGUAAGCUAAUGCGACAGGUUCUGAAUCAAUUUAUAACAGUCUAUUAUAGCUACGAGAGAAUUUGCGGAAGGGUGCCGAGAAUUAACUGGCUUCUAUUUGGCAUCCAAGCCUAUAGAGCAGUUAUCGCUUCUCGCGCGCCCAUGCUAAGAAACCAAAUAAUGGUUCUGGGCUAUAACCAAAAUGUUGAGAUAUUAAUGGGACUAUCUGAAGUAAUCUUUAUCUGCAUUCAGCCUCUCCUAUUAUCAUUAGUUGUCUACUUGGGCAUCAUGAUACUUUAUGCCUGCUACGACAUCAAAGUGCACCACAAUCGAAGAAAGUCUUUCCAGCUCCUCGUCUUCUACAGACACCUCAUCAGACUUAGGUACACGUUCGACCGUUUGGCCAGGCCUUUUGUGUGGACGGCUUUAGUGCAGAACUUUUUCCUUUUCAUAGCCAACUUCCACUUGAUACUUUACGAUCAACAAUCAGCCAUACUUUUUGGGGAGUCUCUGCUAAGGGCAAUCUUAUAUCCGGUAGCCCUGCUCCAUAUAAAUGUGACUAUUAGUUCCAUGGAGAAAACAUUUGGUCAAUUUGAAGCGAGUUUCAGACCUCAGCGACAGACACAAAUGCUAUGGCUUUACAAGCACGUUGUGAUAGCUACUGUUGAUAAAAGUGACAUGAAUGCCUUUCGCCUGGACCGGGGACACAUUUUAGAUGUGCUAAGACUAGGAUGGGCCAUCGCCAUGUUUACGAAUGGCUUGUUGCUGAACAGCACCGCUAGGCUUAUACAUUUUAAGACUGUGAAUUAUAAAAAAUUGUUGUAGUUUGCUCAAUUAUAGUUAAAUAUUCGAAGAA
This is a messenger RNA of Drosophila santomea, 1695 nucleotides long. RefSeq lists its product as uncharacterized. Bases 522 to 1664 code for a protein of 380 amino acids. The transcript has 3 exons. The record is from RefSeq and is a predicted model, not a curated record. NCBI's taxonomy places the organism in Eukaryota, Metazoa, Arthropoda, Insecta, Diptera, Drosophilidae.